Pelodiscus sinensis (Chinese soft-shelled turtle) is the source of this 997-nucleotide messenger RNA. The record is from RefSeq and is a predicted model, not a curated record. NCBI's taxonomy places the organism in Eukaryota, Metazoa, Chordata, Testudines, Trionychidae.
AAACGCGGGCUGGGGAUGCUGCGGAAGCGGAGAGACGCAGCGUUUCAUCGCCAACCUACUCGCCCUGUGUCUCUUGCAGGUUGUGAGCUAAAAGCAGAUAAGGACUUUCAUUUCAAGGUGGAUGAUGAGGAAAACGAACACCAGCUGUCACUGAGAACAGUUAGUUUGGGUGCUGGUGUCAAAGAUGAAUUGCAUGUCAUAGAAGCUGAGGCAUUGGACUAUGAAGGGAACCCUAUUAAGGUCACACUGGCAUCUUUGAAAAUGUCAGUACAGCCUACGGUUUCUUUAGGUGGCUUUGAGAUUACACCUCCAGUCGUUUUGAGGUUGAAAAGUGGUUCUGGGCCUGUUUAUGUCAGUGGCCAGCAUCUUGUAGCACUGGAGGAAGAACCAGAGUCAGAAGAUGAGGACGAUGAAGUUAAGAUAUUAAACACUUCAUCAAAGAGACCAGCAAGUGGAAUAGCAGCUAAAACGCCACAGAAAAAAGCAAAAUUGUCUGAAGAUGACGACGAUGACGAUGAAGAUGAUGAGGAUGAAGAUGAUGAAGAUGAUGAUGAUGAUGACUUAGAUGAAGAGGAAGAGAAGAUUCCAGUGAAAAAACCUGCCAAGGACUUGUCAGCAAAAAAUACUCCAAAAUCAAAGCAGAAUGGAAAAGAUUCUAAGCCGUCCACCCCAGCCCCUAAAUCAAAAACGCCAGCGUCUAAUAAAAAGGAAAAUAAACCACAAACUCCAAAAUCACCAAAAGUACCCCUUUCACUAGAGGAGAUUAAAGCAAAGAUGCAGGCAACCCUUGAAAAGGGUUCUGCCCUUCCUAAACUGGAAGCCAAAUUUGUCAACUAUGUUAAAAAUUGUUUCAGGACCCAGGACCAGAAGGUUAUUCAAGCUCUCUGGCAGUGGAGACAGACUCUGUAAGAAAGAAAACAGUUUAAACCGUUCAUUAAAAUCUGCAGUCUUAUUUCUGUAACCAUUAAUAUUUGGCUGUUCUUUUUAUAAAUGAUAA